Molecule: messenger RNA, 1683 nt
Organism: Vollenhovia emeryi
Lineage: Eukaryota; Metazoa; Arthropoda; Insecta; Hymenoptera; Formicidae
Product: probable low-specificity L-threonine aldolase 2
Exons: 4
Coding region: 161-1306 (381 amino acids)
Biological process (GO): L-threonine catabolic process; glycine biosynthetic process
Cellular component (GO): cytosol
Molecular function (GO): L-allo-threonine aldolase activity
Source: RefSeq, a predicted model, not a curated record
AAGUAAGACACACGUAAAGACAUAUGUGAACGACUAGCUUCCGGUAUUUUUUAUAUACGUGUCUAGAUAAUAAGUAUAACCGAUAAACGCCUGUUAUCGCGCGAGCAAACUCACAACUCAUUGUCAGUAGUCUCAGUAUUCGUUGGUCACGGCUAGCAGAAUGUCCUACGGCGGAGCGAACCAGAGCAUUCACGAUUAUGCGAGGGAAAAGAAUGCUAUUAUCGUCGAUCUACGGAGCGACACGUUCACGAAGCCGACCGCGGCGAUGAGGAAAGCUAUGUUCGAAGCGGAAGUAGGAGAUGACGUCUACGAGGAGGAUCCUACGGUAAAAGAAUUACAAAAAAAGGCUGCGGCGUUGCUUGGGAAGGAAGAUGCGCUUUUUGUCACCUCCGGUACGAUGGGAAACUUGAUCGCUGUUCUAAAUCACUGCGAUGUGCGUGGCAGCGAGGUCUACUGCGGAAUGGAGUCGCACGUGUUCCUUCACGAGCAGGCUGGUGCGGCGCAGAUAGCCGGCGCGAGCCUUUGUACCCUGCCUAACAACGAGGACGGUACGUUCGAUCUGAAGAGCCUCGAAAACGCGAUUCGCGUGGACCGGACAAUACAUGUACCGAUCUCGAAGCUGAUCAUGGUAGAGAACACGCUCAACGGGAAGGUCAUUCCUCAGUCGUGGAUCGAGGAGUUGGCGGCGGUGGCGCGGAGGCAUAGGCUCAAGAUGCAUCUGGACGGGGCGCGACUGUGGAAUGCCUCGAUCGCGUCCAAGAUCUCGGCGCGGGAUCUAGUCGCUCCGUUCGACUCCGUCAGUUUUUGCGUGAGCAAAGGAUUGGGCGCUCCCGUGGGGUCUGUGCUCUGCGGGAGCAAGAGCUUUAUCGCUGACGCAAGGAGAAGGCGCAAGGUGCUGGGUGGUGCUAUGCGACAGGUCGGCGUGCUCGCCGCGGCCGGGCUCGUCGCCCUGGAACAGACAGUGCCACGACUAGUCGAAGAUCACAGAAGAGCGUUGAUUAUCGCGAGGGCGAUCGAUCAGUUGAAUUCCAAGAUAUUCAGCGUGAACCUGAAGACCGUGCACAGCAACAUGGUAUUCGUAAACGUGAAUACCGACAGCGGCGUUACUGCUGGGACUCUCGUGAAGAGGCUCCACCAAGUGAACGACUCCCACGAAGAUGACGAGGUCAUAAUCAGAUGUUCGGCUGUCACGAAAAGCUUGCUCAGGAUGGUUGUUUAUUACGAUAUCGAUGACUCGAUGACGACCGCCGCCGUUCGUAAAUUAAGAUACGUUAUCAAGCAGCUGGAUCCCCAAGUGAAGAGUUGAACUCUCUCACACAGUUCCAAGUUCUUUGAAAAUAAUAGAUUAAGAGGCAUUGUAGCAUCAAAUGUUAUCUUUACAUCGAGUAUAUCUCAAUAUGUUAUCGCAUGUAUACGUUACCUUGAAAAAUAUACAGUCUUAGACAAAAUUAUUAAGGACCUUCCUAAUAAUUGUACCUUACCGAAUCUAAUACAUGGAAAAUUUUUAUUUUUUUAAAGUUGCUUACUAGAGCGUUCUUUGCUUCUAUACAGCAAACAACUUUAAAACAAUAAAAUUCUUUCUGGUAUUGGAUUCAGUACAAUACACGAUUGUAAGGGUGCCUAAUAAUUUUGUCCAAAGCUGCACACGUGUAUAUUUAAAUAAAGUAUUUUGCAGUGGCUAAA